CGCGGAUGGGAGCGGGGAGGGCCGGGCGGGACGCGGUAGCGCGGAUGACUACUUCGUGUCCCGGCGCUGAGUCCCCGCCGCGGACUAGCGGGGCUCCUGUGGGCCGCCGCGGCGGCCGGCUCGGGCCUGCUGCCUGCAGCCGGCAGGUUGGCUCUGCCGCCGGCUCAGCGACUCCUUUUCCUCUGCUGGCGCGCAGGGAGGAACUGGGAAACCGGAGAAGAUGAGCGAUGCCGCAGUGUUUCCAGGCGGUGAUCAAGAGCGCACCGAAGACUAAUGCAGAAAAUCAACAAGAACGUAGUCCUGGCGCUGCUUUCUCUGACCAGUCUGGUUUUCCUCCUCUUCCAGUUGUACUAUUACAAGUUCUACUUAUCGCACAAGAAUGGAUCGUUUUUUUCCAAAGUCAGAGGAAGCCAGUCAGGUCAAGACAGCACUAGAUGGCAUGUGGUUAGAAAGUUCCUAGGCUUAAUAUCCAGUCACAAUAUACCCGUGUAUUUGAUCGAUCCUUUGAUUCUGGGACUGGUGGAUAAAGACAUUGAUCAGAUCAGAAGUUCUCCUGAUGGCCCUAGUUCAGAGUGCAAGUACUUUUGUGCUCCAAGAGACUUUACUACAUUUGCACUGGUGGAUAAAACAUGGAAGCAAGAAGUGAGUCUUUUUAGAGCUGCUGAGAAAAUGGGGUUCCAAUGGCUCAAAAUUAUAAACAAGGAUCCUCGCUUGGAUGGAAUGGAUGACCUGUCUGGAAUUGAAAUUCCACUGCACUACAUAUUUAAACUGGCAUCUCAUGCCAUUCACCUUGUGGUAUUCUAUGAGAGGAGUGGUAAUUAUCUCUGGCAUGGCCCCCUGAGACUCAAGCAACAUAUGGACAGAAAGUUUGUGCCUUUCCGGAAACUCCACUUUGGUCGCUACCCUGGAGCAUAUGAAAAGCCGGAACUUCUGCUUGUUUCCAUUGAUGACUUAAAAGUUCAAAUUCCAAAAAGUCCAUCCAGCUUUCUAGAGGAGAUGUCACACUCUAGAUUUAUUGAAUGUAGGUACAGAGAAGCUCGGGCUUUCUUUCAGUUGUAUCCUGAUGAUGCCUCUCUAGAUGCAGUGGAGUUCAGAAAAAAAGCAAAGUCCUUGCUCCACCUGGCUGCCUUGACACUGAAUAGCUUAGGAGUAAAGUUCUGGCUGAGCAGCGGAACAUGUCUUGGCUGGUACAGACAGUGCAGUGUCAUUCCUUACAGCAAAGAUGUGGAUUUGGGAAUCUUUAUAAGGGACUACAAAGCGGAUAUCAUACCAGCUUUUCAGAAAGCAGGGUUACCACUGAAGCACAAAUUUGGCAAGGUAGAAGACAGCUUGGAACUCUCUUUUCAGGGGGAUGGUGAUGUGAAACUUGACAUUUUUUUCUUCUAUGAAGAGGAUGAUCACAUAUGGAAUGGAGGAACUCAGGCUAAAUCGGGCAAGAAAUUUAAGUAUCUCUUCCCAAAGUUUACUCUGUGUUGGACAGAAUUUAUAGGACUGAAAGUACAUGUGCCCUGUGAAACCCUUCAGUAUAUUGAAGCCAACUAUGGCACAGACUGGAAGGUUCCUUUGAAGACGUGGGACUGGAAGAGCUCACCAUCCAACGUGCAGUACAAUGGUGUCUGGCCUGUCAAUGAAUGGGAUGAUGUCAUUCAAAUCUACUGACCACCCUGACUGCUAGAAGAGCAUGCCUGCUGUCCUUGAAACUGUCAAGUUGUAAUUUCCUGUUUCCUGAAGGCGUCAAGGUCCAUUCCUUCAUUCCUUUCUCCUUUUUUCUUUUUUUAACAGGUGUUUUUUCACCUUCGUGUGAAGGUGAAUGAGUAAAUGCAACUGAAGGGAAGUUGAAAGAAAAGCUGUCCAACGGGAAUAGAGAAGGAAUGUUGCAGUAAACUUGUGUGCACUGUUUAUAUGUAAACAGUAGCCAGGUGGCUUAGACUUUUCUUGAGAUUAUCAAAACCUUGGGACUGUUGACUUAUCCAGCUUAAGAGAGGGAUGGCUUGGGAAAAUCUCAGAGAGCAGUUCCUGUUUUACUGAGGAGAUCCUGUGACUAUUCAUCUUUUAAACACCAGAGUUAGGAGUUCCUCAGAUGUGCUUGAUUUGAGACUGGUAGAUCUUUACAAUACGCAGAAGGGGAUUUUUUGGCUUUUUUUUUAAGAACAUGAAGGUAUGUACUGUAGGGAUGUCAGUCCCAUUAAAAAAGUCUGGGUCUAUGUCCUAGUUAGUGUAUUCUCCAUGUGAAAAAUUGGACUGUAUUUUAAAAUAUUAGAGCUGCUCCUGCUUUCUUACAGGCAGAUAGAAAUGAGAGUAUUGAUGAUAGUUUUCUGAUUAACACAGACUUGCAGAACAGAGUUCUUAGAAUCACAGCUUCUUUCUGUAGCUAUGAACAGAAGUGUGUACAAACACCACUUGUUCCAUCAAACCUGGAGUACCAUGAUUGCAAGUGAAGUGCUAGUGUGAUGUUAGGCUUUGGAUGGGAAGAAAGUAGAAGCCUGGCAGCUCUGUUGUCCUGCUUCAGCUUAUGCUUUUGGUCAACGAAGUAAGCUUUCUUCUUCAGUGUUUUGGACAGAGAUAGUAGUUGUCAUGUGAGCAUGUUGUCUGUGCAUGUUUGUUCCAUGUCCAUGUUUGUUCCAGUCCUGCUGUGCAAGAAUGAUGAGGACUGAGCUGUGACUGUACUACACAGUGCAGACCCAGAAGUACCUGUGAACCAAUGUUGAGAUACUGAAGGGAUCUCAUGGUUACUUGCAACACUUACAGCUACUUGCAACAGACCUGUAUCUGUUCUUUCUUUGCCAAAACAGAAGGACCGUCUUUGAGUCCCAUCUUUUCCACCUCUCACUAGGUAGGUGUAGGUUGAGUCUAUGGUUUGUAUUGUGUUGCCCUGUAGCUUUUGGCUUUAUUCAGGCAUGUAUGUUCUGGAGAGAUGAAAUAGCUACUGCUGUGCAGUUGUUUCACUACUGUAUCUUUCCAUGUGCACUCUGUGGCUUCCCUGCUGCUUUUGUCCUGGAGUGUGCUGCAUGCUUUUUUGUGCAAGUCCCCUCAGUCCAAAUGGUCUCCAGCCACUGAAGCACUGGAGUAAAUUACUCAGUUUCUAGUGACUGCUUCUCAUGCUGACCCUUCAGUUGGUAUGAUAACUUGAGAAGAGAGAGAUGUACAAUCCUUCUAAUGCCAUUUACUUGGUAAGGCAAACUUUAUGACAUGAGAGGUCAUUUCUCAGGUAGAAGUAUUUUGUAAUUUUUACUUAAAGCAAAAAAAAAAAAAGUCAAUGCCCUGAUGGUUUUUCAUGUGUUCAGAACUCUGUUGUCUUGAACUUGUUUGACAAGGUACAGUAAGCCUGUAAGUUUCUUUCAGUGUCACAGCAUGAAAGAAAAGAUUCUGUCAUGAAAUUAUAAUCCUGUCAGUUUGGGGUUUUUUUACUUUGUAUCUGUAGAUGGAAAGACUAAUGGGAAAAAUGCAUGGGAGGAUGACUUUAAGUAUUUGGUUAUACCUGUAAGUUUUUCUCCAGGUGAAAAUCUUUUCAGAAGGUACAAUUGUAUAUUUAACACUGAUUGGAAGUCUUAAUUUGUAACUUGAGAUCUUUCAUCCUUUGUUUUGUCAUCUUGAGUGAAUUUAACACACUUCAUCGCAGUUACUGUCACAUAACUCACAGAGAUAAAUUUUGAACUGUUUCUUA
Pogoniulus pusillus (Red-fronted tinkerbird) is the source of this 3664-nucleotide messenger RNA. RefSeq names its product fukutin (gene FKTN). Lineage: Eukaryota; Metazoa; Chordata; Aves; Piciformes; Lybiidae. The record is from RefSeq and is a predicted model, not a curated record. The coding region runs from base 274 to 1659 and encodes 461 amino acids. Gene Ontology annotation, cellular component: Golgi membrane. The transcript is spliced from 9 exons.